AGGGGUGGAAAGCACAUGAGAGGACAGCUCUGAUCUCACUACCUGAGGAAAGGCACACCAAGGGCACUGGAGUCACACAGAGUAUACAAGCCUGAGAACAGAAGAAUUUCACUGCCUCACUGACACAAACCAAAGUCACGGCUUUCCUCUGCCUGGGUGGAUUAUACUGAUUCUGUACUGACAGUACUAUCCAGACAUGGCUGAGGCGCAUCAGGCGGUGGGCUUCCAGUUCACUGUGCGUCCAGAUGGUGUGGACGUUAAACUGAGUCAAGAGGUCAUCAAAAACAUCUACCUAUCUGGAGUGACAGCAUGGGAGAAGCGAGCCAUUCAAUUCAAGAAUGGUAUAUUGACUGGAGUCUACCCUGCCAGUCCGUCCAGUUGGCUGAUAGUUGUAAUCACCAUGAUGAGUUCCUUGUAUAUCUGCAUAGACCCCUCUCUAGGAAUGAUUGACACAAUCAAGGACAACCUACCACACAGAGACUAUAUAUCAGUGCAGACCCGAGCGGUGCUGAGUGCCAUCCUGUUUGCCACUGGGCUGUGGCUGUUCCUCAUCUACCUCUUGAGAUACACUCUCAAAGCUCUACUCUCCUACCAUGGAUGGAUUUUUGAAUCCCACGGAAAAAUGAGCACGUCUACCAAAGUGUGGCUGAGUCUGGUGAAGAUGUUCUCUGGGCGCAGACCGCUGCUCUACAGUUUCCAGGCCUCCUUACCCAGGCUCCCUGUGCCCAGUGUGGAUGAUACAAUUCACAGGUACCUGGAGUCAGUCCGUCCUCUGCUGGACAGUGAACAGUACAACCAAAUGGAGAUUUUGGCAACUGACUUUAAAAAUUCCAAAGCAGCCCAGCUGCAGAGAUAUCUAAUCCUAAAAUCCUGGUGGGGAACAAAUUAUGUAAGUGACUGGUGGGAGGAGUACAUCUACCUCAGGGGCAGGAGUCCUAUCAUGGUGAACAGUAACUUCUAUAUAAUGGACCUCUUGUACUUGACCCCAACACACCGACAGGCUGCACGGGCAGGGAAUGUGGUUCAUGCCAUGCUGAAGUACAGACGCAAACUGGAACGUGGUGAACUUGCACCGCUGAGGGCUUUGGGGACCGUUCCUAUGUGUUCCACUCAGAUGGAAAGGAUAUUUAACACCACCCGCAUCCCCGGGAUUGAAACAGAUACUGUUCAGCACCUGACUGACCGUAAGCACCUGGUUGUCUACCACAAGGGCCGUUUCUUCCAAGUGUGGCUGUACACUGGAGGGCGCCACCUCUUACCCAGUGAACUGGAGACACAGUUUCAAAGAAUCCUCAAUGAUACAUCAGAACCCCAGCUAGCUGAACUUAAAUUAGCUGCCCUGACUGCAGGAAACAGAGUUCCAUGGGCUCGGGCUCGGGUUAAAUAUUUCAGCCAGGGAGGAAACAAGGUGUCCCUGGACGCCAUUGAGUCAGCUGCCUUCUUCCUGACACUAGAUGACGAGCCGCAGGGUUAUGACCCUGCAAACACCAAAUCACUUGACAGUUAUGCCAAGUCACUGCUUCAUGGAAAAUGUUACGACAGGUGGUUUGACAAGUCUUUCACCUUGAUUUCUUAUCCAAAUGGAAAAAUGGGUGUAAAUGCUGAACAUUCUUGGGCUGAUGCACCAAUUGUAGGACAUAUGUGGGAGUAUGUCCUUGCAACAGACUGCUUCCAUCUCGGCUACACAGAGGAGGGACACUGUAAAGGGGAUGUGAACAAAGGCCUGCCUCAUCCCACUCGACUUCAGUGGCAGAUUCCAAAGGAGUGCCAAGACGUCAUUGAGACUUCAUACCUGUCAGCCAAGCAGAUAGCUGAUGACGUGGACUUCCAUGGCUAUCUGUUCACUGAGUUUGGGAAAGGACUGAUCAAGAAGUGCAGAAGCAGUCCUGAUGCCUUCAUUCAGCUGGCCCUGCAGCUGGCACAGUUCAGGGACCAGGGAGUGUUUUGUCUGACGUACGAGUCGUCAAUGACUCGCAUGUUCAGAGACGGUCGGACAGAGACGGUACGCUCCUGCACUUCUGAGGCUGUUGCAUUUGUCAGAGCCAUGGAGGAUGCAGGUGCAACAAAUGCUCAGAGACUUGCCCUGUUUCGGAAGGCAGCAGAUAAGCAUCAACACAUGUAUCGUCUGGCCAUGACUGGCUCUGGUAUCGACCGUCACCUCUUCUGUCUCUACAUUGUGUCCAAAUACCUUGGUGUCGACUCGCCAUUCCUUAAGAAGGUGCUUUCAGAGCCCUGGAAGUUGUCUACCAGCCAAACUCCGCAGCAGCAGCUUAAUUUAGUUGACAUCAACAAGUUCCCUAAAUAUGUGGGUGCUGGUGGUGGAUUUGGCCCAGUAGCUGAUGAUGGUUAUGGUGUGUCUUAUAUAAUUGUUGGAGAAAACCUCAUCACAUUCCACAUCUCCAGCAAGUUCUCCAGUCCUGACACAGACUCAUGCCAGUUUGGUCAGCACAUUCGUAAGGCCAUGCUGGAUAUCCAAGCACUAUUCAAGCCUGAAAAUGAUAAGAAGACGGUGGAGCACACUGAGCAUGUACAGCGGGAAAAUGGGAAAAAGCACAUAUAACAGACACUGUGAUGAGUGGUAUGCUGGAUUUGGCUCACAUACAACCUGAGUCUCUUUGUCAUGCUUCAGCCAUAAAAAGAAAAAGUUCUGGUGACAGGUUGCACUUAGGAUCUUUUUGCUUUUCCAGUGGGUCACAUUAUAUGAGCUGGUCAUUCCACUCAGUCAGACUAAAGGCAUAGUGUUACUUCUCUAAUUUAUUUCUAUUUUAUAUUGUACCUUCCAGAGCUGUUGAUUUGGUGCUGAGGGAAAGAUGUAAUCUUUCAAAGUUUGUUUCUUCCUCCUUUUUGUCAGUUUAUGCCAUAUACUGUAUAUAAAGCUAAUGUAAUCUGAAAAUAUUUGUUACAUGCAAGUAUUUAUGAAUUGCUGUUCAUUUUAAGUUGUCAUUAUACAUCAAUUACAUAAAGCUCACCAUCUGUGGCUUUUUGCCCAAAAAAAUUAAGUCCUACGAAUCACUAGAAAUGAAUUAAUCAUACUGGAAACUGAUCAUUAUUUUUCUAUUCUUUACAUAUGAACAAUCGUAUAAACGCUUUCAAUACAUCAAAAAUAGACACAGAAAAACAAUAUAUUAUAAGAGAUGUUUAUUUUAAGAGGUGGGCUAGAGGUCAUAUCGUGUUCCUGAUGUCCAUAUGAACAUUUACAGAGGCCUUCCAGAUUCAUCCAGGCUAUUAGGAUAAACCGAAACGAUCUGCACUUUAAUCAGUUGGAAGCUUCGUAACAGUAAGUCAGACUGCUCGCAGCAACAUUGAGAGCAAAACUAAAUGCACCAGAUCAUGAACAAAGGCAACAAACUCACUGAUUAGAGUACAUGAUGUUAACAACCCUGACAGCUUUUUACAUUUAUGCAAACGCUAUAUACCAUAUUACCUUAAAUAUGAUGACAUAUUGGGAAUGCAGAUGGUAGAAGGUUCAUCUCCUGAGGGGUAUGCCGAUUUCUUCUCCUUUAUGACUUUAAACCACAAUAUUUCUAUGACUUCAGGUUAAUGCAGAAUGAGGCAACAUGAGGUGUUUAUGUAAAAAGAAUCUGCAGUUUUAUGAUGCAAGUAGAUCAUUUCAGAUCUGAUUCAUUCCAUUAACAAAAAAUGCAGCUCCCAAAGAGUGAGCAAAACCAAACUAUCUUCUAUUUGAAUAUUUAUUAGUUGAGGUGGGGACAAUACAAAAAGUGAAAGUAAUAAAAAACAAACCAUUCUGGUCGCACUGCGUUUCUUUCAAGGCAUCGGUUACAGCAAUGAACUAAAA
Sander lucioperca (pikeperch) is the source of this 3796-nucleotide messenger RNA. RefSeq names its product carnitine palmitoyltransferase 1B (muscle) (gene cpt1b). Gene Ontology annotation, cellular component: mitochondrion. NCBI's taxonomy places the organism in Eukaryota, Metazoa, Chordata, Actinopteri, Perciformes, Percidae. The record is from RefSeq and is a predicted model, not a curated record. Bases 197 to 2560 code for a protein of 787 amino acids. Gene Ontology annotation, molecular function: carnitine O-palmitoyltransferase activity. The transcript has 19 exons. Gene Ontology annotation, biological process: carnitine metabolic process; fatty acid metabolic process.